AUGGGUCCCUAUCUGGAUAGAGAAAGGUCUACGUCUCCAUCUUCGAACUGGCAGGAAACACUGCACGGGACCGCUGCACUCCGCAGAACGGCAUCCACGGAGAAAAACAAUGGAUCCUCGCGCAGUCAUGCCGCGUGCCGCCUUCGAAUCGUGAACCCCUCCGCCGAUGUCGUGGAAGAUGGAUAUCUGUAUCUCAUUGAUCUGGCCGGGUCCGAGACAGCCCGCGAUAUCGCAGAGCACGGAGCCGACCGUAUGAAAGAGACCCGUGAAAUUAACAUCAGUCUGUCCAUUCUCAAGGACUGUAUUCGGAGUAUCACAGAUGCGAAUUCUUCAAGGUCAUCGAAGAAACCUUAUGUUCCUUUUCGCCAAAGCACAUUGACCAAGACUCUCAAAAACGUGUUUGAUCCCUCGAGUAACCGAAAAUGCAAGACCGGCGUUCUGGCCUGCAUAGAUCCCAGUUUCUUAGAUACGGUUGCAACAAAGAAUACUCUUCGCUACGCGGAGAUGCUUUUGGCUGCUGCACCACCAACUAAUAGAUCUCCCGGGUAG
Messenger RNA from Penicillium cosmopolitanum, 549 nucleotides. Its product is annotated as P-loop containing nucleoside triphosphate hydrolase protein. The transcript has 2 exons. The record is from RefSeq and is a predicted model, not a curated record. NCBI's taxonomy places the organism in Eukaryota, Fungi, Ascomycota, Eurotiomycetes, Eurotiales, Aspergillaceae. Gene Ontology annotation, biological process: microtubule-based movement. Gene Ontology annotation, cellular component: microtubule; centrosome; spindle. Gene Ontology annotation, molecular function: microtubule motor activity; ATP hydrolysis activity; microtubule binding. Bases 1 to 549 code for a protein of 182 amino acids.